Clupea harengus (Atlantic herring) is the source of this 4236-nucleotide messenger RNA. RefSeq lists its product as uncharacterized. Gene Ontology annotation, cellular component: nucleus. Lineage: Eukaryota; Metazoa; Chordata; Actinopteri; Clupeiformes; Clupeidae. The record is from RefSeq and is a predicted model, not a curated record. Gene Ontology annotation, molecular function: DNA-binding transcription factor activity, RNA polymerase II-specific. Gene Ontology annotation, biological process: regulation of transcription by RNA polymerase II.
CACACUAGCAUCACAAUGUCCCGUUGGUCACGCCUCUAUUGCUUUCAGACUAGUGCGUGCGGAAGUGAACAUUGGUCUCUUUGCUUUGCUGAGUUAUUGCGUCAACGACUGUGAAACCGAGGGCAAGAAGCCAGUUGCGCACGUUGAGCUGCCUACCCUGGAAGAUGAUUAACCAAGAACUUUUUGCUUCAAAAGUGUAAUAAUGACAAAUCGUGGAGACUUUCAACGGCAGUUUCCAUCUGUUAUGGAGAAGCUACUGCAUAACACUGUUUCUGAGACGAUGCAACUCUUCGAGAAUUCAGUUGAGGAACUAAAAGCAGAAAUAGUCCGAGUCAGGAAAGAGAACGACAACUUAAAUGAUAAGCUUUCUUUUUUUGAAAAGACGAGAUUAUGUUCGGACCCAGGAAAAAACGAUAUCCCGACUUCAAAAGACAAUCCUGAUAAACGUGACAUCGGUGUGCAGUGUGCCAGGCCAACAACGGUGGAGAGAUCCUGCAGCCCUUGUUCUCAAAAUGAAGAUGGUGAAAGGAGUAUAUUUCAAGAUCUGUGCCCAAGUCUCCCAGAGGAGGAAAACCGCCAGUUAGCAUUGGUGCUCAUCAAGCAAGAGGAGCUUGACUUUGAUGACCAUAGCACUGGGUAUUUUUUGCUGAAACAAGAGAAUGGUGAGGCAAAGCUUAUCCGGAAGCAGCAUAUAAAGGAUAUUCCUCCAGAAAUUUUUCUCUCCUCAGGAGUCAGUAGAAAGACAACACAGAAAAGCCUUUCUGGAAAGCCUUCAGAAACUACUUCAACAGGCCCCAGAGUGGAUACAGAGGAGCACCCAAUUUGCACUUUUGAGGCCCAAACCAGAAGCAAUAAAAGAGUGAGAAAUGAGUCUGAAAGUAGAGAAGCUAAACAAGGAAAAACAUUAGAAGAAAAAGACAGGUUUCCUGUUCUGACAACUGCUACGAAGACACAGGCUCUCAGGUCAUCCCAAGUUGGAACCAUAUCUGCUCAGAGUUCAGCUGUCCAGCUUCCCCAACCAACUGAACCUCCCAAGUGCACUGCAGUGCAGUUCCAGGUCCCAGUUUCAACAUCGCUGCCUAUAUGCACACAAAGUAAAGUCCUGAUUCAAACCUCCCAGGUUAGGGUUCAGUCAGCUCCACAUCCUGUCUCCAAAGCUCUCACUCUCCCUCCUCUGCGGUCUCUUAAAUCGGCCCCACCUCCCCCAGUUCCUUUUCUCCCGGCUCAAACACCAGGCUUACCAGGUCUGAUUCCAAAUCAUGUGACUAAUAUAACAAAUCCCUCAGCGCAGUUUAAUUUCUCACCUGUCAAUCACCCGGUCUCACAAGGCCAGGUGCAAUGUAAGCCAAUUCUGGUGCCAGUAUCUCAGCAACAAGCUCCUCAAUUUCAGGUUUUUCCCCAAACAACACAGUUCCCUAAUUCACAACCAAACCUUAUUGCCGCAGCAGGCCAGGUCUUGCUUCCAGCCGGUAUAAGCCCAUUCCAAUCAGUUUCAUCUCCACUUCAGCCAUGUCGUAUGCCAGUCUCCUCAGGUCUUCCUGUGCCCCCAUCUCUGCCUACAGUUGUCAGUACUAUUGCUCCACCAUCCUGUGUUGUGCUGCAUCCAGUACCACCAGCUCAGUCUCAGGCUCACCCUAAUCGAUUCCCACCCCCACAGGUUCGAAUACCAACUCAGACUCAGGUUCUGCCUCGAGCAACUCACAUUCCAGUUCCAGUCAGCCCACAAGGUCAGCAAAAUACAGCAAAAUGUACUGAGACUCUGCUUCCAUUUACCCAUAUGCUGGCUCCAUCAGUUCCAAUUCAUGCUUCUUUUUGCAGCGUUACAACACCUCAGUCCUAUUCUAUGAUCUCACCCAAUUCAAUGAGGACACCGCCUCCUGCAACACAUAAUCUCAUUCCGUUUGCCCCUCUCCCGUCUGUUCAGAUUCCAUUACAGUCAACUAUGUCCUCUUCUCCAUGCCCCCAAGCCUCUACUCUCACUUCAGUUCCACCACCUGGUUCACUUCCUCUGGCAUCAUCUCCAGUUCUGUCAACUGUAUCUCCUCGUCCAUUACCCCAAAUUCAAUCUCUAUUCCCGGUUCAAUCCAGCACGCCUCCUGCUCCAUUCCAACAGAAUCUUGCUCCAUGUCCAGUUUCAUCACUUAUGCCCCUUGGUCCACCAUCCGGAAAUCCAGUUCCCUGCUCAGUUCCAUCACAUAUGCUACCUGUUGCACCUUUGCUAAGUUCCGCUCCAUGCCCAGUUCCACAUAAUCCUUCUGCAUGCCAAAUUAGAUCAAAUAUGCCACUUGUUGCAUUACUCCAGAAUUCAACUCCAACUCCAAUAUCAGCAACUAGGCCUUCUGCUCCAGUACACCAAGUUCCAACUCUACCUCCUGUCCAUUCUAUCCCAAUGCCUUUUCAGUCAGCACAUGAAACUCCACAAGUCCCGUUGACCUAUCCAUUAGACAGUUUCUAUGCCUCCCUUGACCCAAUGCACGACUUGGAAGAAGAACCAGAUUUGACAACAUUACAUCCACCCAUGUUUGACCAGGUGAAUAUGCUAUCAGAACAUUUGUCCUCUGUGAGAUCCCAGCUAUGUGUAUCAUUAAGCCAACCAGGCAUUCCCCCCCAGACGCCCUGCAUCACAUCUGAUCAGUUCUCUUCAACCCACUCAGAGUCCCUCACACUGUCAGAACAGUCUCAUUCACCCUCAGCAAAUGUGGACCCAAACGGACAAUUCAGGAACUCUCCCACAUGCUCAGAUCCACCUAAUGUGUCAGCACACCAAAGUAAUGGAAGCUCCACCACGUUUGAAAGUGAUGUACAAAAAGAAGGCCAAGGGCACACUGAUUCUGUCCUGGUGAGGCUAAGAUCACACUUCAAGACUCGUCAAGAAUCCAACAGGACUAGACAGUCUGAGACACAGAGUGAUAGCCUGAACGAUUCAGAAGAACCCAAAACAAGCAAGCAUCAGCUAUCAAGUGUGGGGCCCAUCAAUCACGCAGAAGGACACAUGGCCUCUCAAAAUGACAUGGCUUCUCUUAACGAUGAUUCAGCAAAGGAUGGCAAAAAGAUCGACCAGAAAAGGUUGGCCAAGCCUGGAAAGUCCCAAGGACGCAAGAACCAGUGUGAGGUGUGUGACCGGGUCCUCAGCAAUGCCUCUGCACUGGAAAACCACUCAAGACUUCACACUGGAGAGAGGCCGUUCUCAUGUGACAAAUGUGGGAAAGCGUUCCCAAGUGUGAGAGGCCUGAACCGGCAUGUCCAGAUCCACGCCGAGGAGAAGCAGCAUCAGUGCCCUGAAUGCGGCAAAAGUUUUGUCUACCACUUCACUCUUACCAAGCACCAGCUCAUCCACACAGGGGAGAAGCCAUUCCCCUGCAAGGUCUGUGGCAAGCGUUUUUUGGCCAAGGCGGACCGUGCAACUCACAUGCGCAUGCACACAGGAGAGAAGCCUUACAGCUGCACUCUGUGUGGGAAGAAGUUCAAACACCGGAUGGCACUGAACAUGCACAUGCAGGGACACAGAGGGGAGAAGCGGUACAGCUGCCCAACUUGUGACAAGGGAUUUGUGGACCUUGGCAAUUUUAAGAGGCAUAAGCGUAUUCACACUGGGGAGAAGCCAUAUGAAUGCAAGGUCUGUGGCAAGAGGUUCACUCAGUCAGCACACCUCAAGAAACAUGUCAACACACAGCAUUAGUUAUAUUAAUUAUAGAUUAGUAGUGAAUGCUGUAUAUACAGAUGGUUGGUUUUUAUUACCUCCACCAAGUCCAGUUUGUUUGUCUGUCGGUUUGUUUGCCUGUCAGCAGGAUUACGCAAAACCUACUUGGCCAAUUUUCAUGAAGGUGUGUAGCAUGGGCCAAGGAAGAGCCCAUGAAAUUUUGGAGCGGAUCCAGAUCAAGGGCCAGAUCCAGGGAUUUUUAACUUUCUUUAACAUUGCGAGAUAGGGCGUUGUUUGACAUCUGCUGGUCUUGGUACACCAUUGGCCUUGGCAGAGGUAAUUUUUAACAGUCUGUGAUUGGUGUCAUAGUAAUGAACAGUCAUUGUUUGAGAUGGAUUCAUACAAAUAAGAUACUGUGACAAUAACUGGACCUUUUUGGGCUGGCAUUGUAUACAUAAAUUAAACUCUUUUUUUAUGAAAGAAUUGUGAAGGACCUUAUAAAGCUUGUGUUGCUCUGUAAAAUAUGCAAGCUUGCUCUUUCUGAGUUUGCUGCUUUUUUUCAAUUACUUGAAAAAUAAAUACUGUGUAUAUCUGUA